Leishmania braziliensis MHOM/BR/75/M2904 is the source of this 1128-nucleotide messenger RNA. Its product is annotated as putative 3'-nucleotidase/nuclease. The record is from RefSeq and is a predicted model, not a curated record. The transcript has a single exon. NCBI's taxonomy places the organism in Eukaryota, Euglenozoa, Kinetoplastea, Trypanosomatida, Trypanosomatidae. Gene Ontology annotation, molecular function: nucleic acid binding; endonuclease activity. Gene Ontology annotation, biological process: DNA catabolic process. The annotation marks the transcript as partial.
AUGGCCGCCUUCGCCUUCCACAUUCCUGUCCUUCGUGCGGCCGUCGUUGCGAUGCUGCUGCUGGUGGCACUGCCGACGCAGGCCUGGUGGGACAAGGGCCACAUGUCUAUCGCCGAGAUCGCGCGUCGCAACCUCAACCCCGACGUGCUGGAAAAGGUGCAGGCCUGCGCCACCGCUCUCAACGAGGUCGGCCCCUUCCCCAAGAGCACGAACAUCGUCGAGCUCGGCCCCUGGGCAGACGACCUCAAGUCCAUGGGCCUCUCCACCAUGUCCAGCUGGCACUUUGUCGACCACGUCUACAACCCGCAGAACAUCCCGCUCACCAUCAACCCCGUCGAGAUUGUCAACGUCGCCUCCGUCAUCCCGAUGCUCGUCAGCGCCAUCACAAGCCCCACCGCCACCUCCGACACCAUCAUCACCUCUGUCGCAAACCUAAUCCACUUCGUCGGAGACGUCCACAUGCCGCUGCACAGUGCCGACCUCUUUUCACCCGAGUAUCCACUCGGGGACCUCGGCGGCAACAAGCAGAUCGUAAUCGUCGACCAAGCCGCCGGCACGUCCAUGAAGCUGCACGCCUUCUGGGACUCCAUGUGCGAGGGCCCGCAGAGCAACGCCGUGCGCCCCCUCGACGACGCCAGCUACGCCACCCUCUCCGCCUUCGUGGACAACCUCGUCCAAACCUACUCCUUUACCGAGGAGCAGAUGAUGACCACCAACUCGACCGUCAUGGCCGCUGAGAGCUACGAGCUGGCCGUCAAGAACGUCUACCCGGGUAUCUCCGACGGUACUGUGCUGUCCGAGUCCUACAAGGCCAACGGCAAGAUCCUCGCCGGCGGCCGCGUCACGCUGGCCGGCUACCGCCUCGCCACCAUCCUCAACGCCGCGCUCGCCGGUGUGUCCAUGGACACCAUCAUGAACGGCACCAAGCACAUACAGGACGAGGUUAAGGUCACUCACACAGGUGACACCUACAACUACUACGCCUACUCUGGCGUCGAGAAAGGCGCCGCCGCCGGCAUCUUCCUCUCCUCCUUCGCCAUCGGCUGCCUGCUUGCCACCGCCGUUGUGAUCCCCAUCUUGUACCUGCUCCGCAGCAGCCCCGAGGAUAUCCUCCCCUCUGACAUCGGG